GAGGCCGCGGCGGGUACCCUGCCAGGAGCCGGAGCUACUGCUAGCCGGUGGGGGCAUCGGGAGGCGGAGAGCUGAGGCUGGGCCGGCGGGAGCAGUGAAGGAGCUGCACGAAAAUGCACUCGGAUGCUGCCGCUGUCAACUUUCAGUUGAAUUCUCAUCUCUCAACACUGGCAAAUAUUCACAAGAUUUAUCACACCCUUAAUAAGCUGAAUUUAACAGAAGACGUUGGGCAAGACGAUCACCAGACAGGAAGUCUUCGAUCUUGCAGUUCAUCAGACUGCGUUAGCAAAGUGAUGCCACCAAGGAAAAAGAGAAGACCUGCUGCUGGAGAUGAUUUAUCUGCAAAGAAAAGUAGACAUGAUAGCAUGUAUAGAAAAUAUGAUUCAACUAGAAUAAAGACUGAAGAAGAAACGUUUUCAAGUAAGAGAUGCUUAGAGUGGUUCUAUGAAUAUGCGGGGACUGAUGAUGUUGUAGGUCCUGAAGGCAUGGAGAAAUUUUGCGAAGACAUUGGAGUAGAACCAGAAAAUGUGGUCAUGCUUGUACUAGCUUGGAAAUUGGAUGCACAGAACAUGGGUUAUUUUACAUUACAGGAAUGGUUAAAAGGAAUGACAUCGCUGCAAUGUGAUUCGACAGAGAAAUUAAGAAGCUCUUUGGAUUACUUGAGAUCAUUAUUAAAUGAGCCUGCAAAUUUCAAACUUAUUUACAGAUAUGCAUUUGAUUUUGCCCGGGAAAAGGACCAGCGAAGCCUAGACAUCAAUACUGCCAAAUGCAUGUUGGGACUGUUGUUAGGAAAAACCUGGCCCCUUUUUCCAGUAUUCCACCAAUUCCUAGAGCAAUCAAAAUAUAAAGUUAUAAACAAAGAUCAGUGGUGCAAUGUGCUAGAGUUUAGCAGAACAAUUAAUCUUGACCUUAGCAACUACGAUGAAGAUGGAGCAUGGCCAGUUUUGUUGGAUGAAUUUGUGGAGUGGUAUAAAGAGAAACAGAUGACAUAGGAAUUUAACUAUGCACAGCAGCUCAAGAGUCCCUGUUAGCACAGUUCUGUCAACCAUUAGCCAUAAAUUGCUGUUUGUAUCAAAGCGCAUGCUGCUUUUCUCGCACAGUGUCCCUUCUGCAGGGAAGUCGUGGUGUUUGCUAUUUAACAAGCCGAUGAUGCUUGCUGUGUAGCAUUGUCCUCUUUGAAGGCUGCUUUGCUUUUUGUAUUUACACUACAGAUUGAUGAAUUUGCCAACGUCUUCACUGUGAUUAUGUGUAUAUUGCUGUUUAAAUUUUGUAUAUGUGUAUAAAAAAAAGCUUCACCUAGAGAUUAUUUCUGCAGAAAUGCAUUGUAAAAAUAAUUUUGUGGCACAUUUUCGUCACUUUUUUCAAAUGAAUCUUUUAUUUCUUUAUCUGGUCUCAUAUGUAGCAUUUCAGAAAACAAGACUGAAGAGCUCUUUGAACAUUGUUGCCAUGAGCAGCCCCUGCUAGUGUAACGUUUCUGUUUAAGAGGUCAGUUUUUUGCGAGGGGAGUGAAUGAAUGUCAUUUCUUCCUUCAGCAGCACAUGCCAAAUGUCAGUUUUAGUUAAAACUAUUGGCCUUUAAAAAUGAUUAAAAUUGGAAUUACUUGGAUACGUAGUUGUAAUAUGUCACAGAUAAUUUCUACUUGGUACAUAGAGCAUUGGUUUGGUUUUUUUUAAACAAACAUUAUUUAAACUUUUUUAUGUUAAAAAAAAACCCUGUAGUAUUUUGGAUAGUGAUACAAAUCAGCAAAUUAAAAAUAUACCUUUACAGAAAUGGGAUUUAAGCUCCUUUAAAUUGCCUUUGGCAUACUCCCUUUCUUUCUCCUCAACACUUUCUUUUCCUUUGGCUUACAAAGAAUGUUCAGGCUUCUAUUGUUUCCUAAACUACUAAAACUAAAAUUUAUGUUCUCCCUUCAUCCAAAAUGAAUGGUUUUGUUGGCAAUCACAGUUUAUCAACUCCAGCCAACUGUGGGUCAUGGUUUGAAUUUUUAGUUAGUCUUUCAUAGUGUCUAAUUUUCAGGUUCUUAUGUAAUUAAAGAACUAUAUUGAAUAGUGAGGAUUGGUUUUCCUUUUCUUUCCUGCUGGGUUUUUCCUGGCAAAAUGUUCAUUGCAGGCAAUGGAUAUUAAACCACCAGCAUUGAGUUCAAUACACACUAUCUUUUAAGUAGGGACCACUUUUUUUGGUGACUGAGAUUUGUACAAGAAAGUUUUAGCCAUUAUUUGUCCAAAUGAGGGGGAAACUAGAGUGAAUGGAAUGGUGUCUUAACAUUUGCGUUUUAUGUCUUGUUUUCUCUGCCUUACCCCUUCUUAGGAAAUGUUUUGUCAAUACGAACACUUAUUUCUUCAGUAUAUCUGGUGCUAAAUAAUGCAGUCCCUAAGGUUUUAUGAAAAUAGAAAAUUUUAUGGUUGUUUGACAAGUAAAAAUCUGUUGGUACAAUUGAACAAAUGAAAUGAAUGCAGCUAUUAUGUAGUAUGAGCAGAAUCCAAGACCAAGCAAGUAAUUGGAAGCAGUUUGAACGUGGCUGAAAUCUGCUAGCGGCUCUUCUCCGCCCCCCUCCCCCGCCCUUGGAUUAAAUGUGAAUUUUUUGACCUGUCUGAAAUGAGAAGAAGCACACAGGCAUGUUCCUCUGCACUGCUGUGUCACAGUUUCUCUGCUAACAGUGUCCAGGGUUUUAGAUUUUAUUUAAUUUCUUUUCCCUAUUGUAAUUAAACCACCAAAGACAAAUUAUAUAUGUAUAUACAAUGUGUUUGCAUAUACAAAAUCACAUUAUGGUAAAAAUGCAACUACUACCUUUCCCCACCAAAUAGAAAUGUUUGGUUUGCUGUGAAAUAAACACGUAGAGGAGUUUCAAAAGCUAUAUGAUGACUAGGCAUAUCUGAUUGUUCCUUGUUUGUAUGCUCACAUUUGGUCAUUUCUGAGUUAGUGCCAAUUUGCACAAGAUAAUAACUGAGUGGAUUAGAAAAUGUUUGUGGCAAGCAACCAAUAUUAAAUCUAAUAUUUUGAAAGGAUUUUAGUGUAAAUGUACAUAUUUCAGUGGUGAUAGCCAGAGGGAAAAUAUAGAGAUAUAUAGAGUACUGUUUUGAUUUUUUUAAUCCCUUUUACAAACAAACCACAUUUUAAAAGUAAUGUCUUACAGAUUUGAGCAAUUUUUUUUCUUUAAAAAAGUAACAGCAACACACACAAAAACCCUGGGUUUAUUUUAUUGUUUUUUUAUUGUCAGAUUAAGAAUCUGGAGAAUUAAAAAAAAUACUCAAUGGCACAAUUCUCUGAGAAUAUAAAAAUUGUUGCAAAGGGAAAAUUGCAUUAGGUAAAUAAUUAGGCUUUUUAGCAAUGGCAGGUAGAACCUGAGAAAGCUAUUAAUUAUGUAUAAUUUUUAAAAACAUGGAUUUCAAGGGGCAACCAAAAUCUCUACAUGCUUAGAAAAUCCUGAGUGGUUUUCAUUUUGCAAAUUUUAAACUUUUUUUUUUUUAAAUAAGCCUUUGAGAUUAUUUCAUUGUGGAGAUUCCUUAUCUCCUCCCCUACUCCCUUCUAUUUUAGUGUAGUCGUUUUCAAGAGAGGUAUUGAGGGGUGGGAUGCUUAGACUUUUUUUAAGUCUCUGUCUACUCAUCUCUAGACUAGGUUGAUAUUGACUCAUCAUAGAUAUCAUCAGAUGGUUAUUUAGUGGCUUAUGCCAAAAGAUUAGUAUAUUUUUCCUCCAUCAUUUCCAACAAGAUCCUCAACCCUUUCUUCCUCAUGAUAUUUGAACACUACCAUACAAGUGCUCACAGUGGAAUGGAAUGUAAAGUUUAGAUUUACGUUGCCACAAUGGUUGGUGAGAGGUUUCAUUAUUUGAUUCUUUAAAAACAAAAACAAAACACCUGCUGAAAUGUUGUUUAUCUUUUUGAAGCAUGAGCUACUAGUUAAACAGGUUUUGGCCUUUUUUUUUUUGUAAAUCUGAGUAGAAAAACCUUUACACUUUUGUCCAACUUAACAGAUUUUUUUGACCUCCAGUUUCUAUUUUAACUGUACUUUUGAGGUUUAUACAGAAAGCUUUAAAAAUUAGCUUGUCCCCCUAAUUUUAAUUCUUACAACUGCUAAAAUACCUCUGUAAGCCUUAUCCUUUCAUAUGUUGUAUGAUAAAUGUAUAGAAUUCAUCCACCAACUGAACUGUUGGUUAUCUGUAAAUGAGACCAAAAUGUGGGUUGAUUUUUGUCACAAAAUAAUUUCUACUGGAGGUUACUGCUUGUUACAUGGACAACAGUUAACCUAUAACUGUGAAUGCUUUUAUGUCUUCAGUAUUUGCAUUACAUACAUGAGGUGUGCAAGUCUUGUGAUUCACCACUUAACUGAAACACUGUCACGCCACCUAACAGGAACAGGACUUUGGCAAGUUGGUUUUAGGUUUUAAUAGAGUUGAUGUAAAAUGGUAUUCCCACAAAUAAAAAGAAUUUGUGUUUGGUUUCAGAAA
Messenger RNA from Trichosurus vulpecula (common brushtail), 4444 nucleotides. It is a transcript of the gene DCUN1D4, whose product is annotated as defective in cullin neddylation 1 domain containing 4. Gene Ontology annotation, biological process: positive regulation of ubiquitin-protein transferase activity; protein neddylation. Lineage: Eukaryota; Metazoa; Chordata; Mammalia; Diprotodontia; Phalangeridae. Gene Ontology annotation, cellular component: ubiquitin ligase complex. The coding region runs from base 114 to 992 and encodes 292 amino acids. The transcript has 11 exons. The record is from RefSeq and is a predicted model, not a curated record. Gene Ontology annotation, molecular function: ubiquitin-like protein binding; cullin family protein binding; ubiquitin conjugating enzyme binding.